GCUUCAAAAUCCCAACGCCGCUAUCACUCCUGCAUCUGCUUCCUCCCCCUCCGCCGACUCUUGCGCAUUCCUCGCCGUACUGGGAGCACGGCGUUACGGCGAAGUGGCCUCGCUGAUCCAACGCGCCGGUCCUUGCGCUGCUUUUGGCGAGGUUUGGUUUGGACCUAAUUUCGUUCCGCCUCGCUUGAUUGACUCUUGGCCCGAAAUCAGGAGUCGCUAGACAUACCCGCACAUCCAUGGUAGCGUAAGCUGUACUAGUAGAGAGUCCGUAGAUCAAGCUUCAGGUUAUUUGUGGGUCGCACCACCAUGGACAGAUGCGCGGUCCACAGCUGCUGCGCUAGCGCUGCACGACAAGUACCGUCGCUUUCGCCACGCUCCAGUACCUUCGCCGUCGGCCGGACAUCCCCUCGCAAUGCCGUCUUGAAUCUUCAACGGCCCAACAAAAAUCGCAUGGCUGCGUCGGGUGACAGACCCAUAAACGCGAUCGGCGCCGUAAUCUCCGCGCCCUUGCCACGUAAGCAGCAGCAACUGCAUGUGACGGGAGAUUCAAGAUUGCGGAUCGCAUCAUCGUCGCCGUUCAUCAUCAGGCCAUGCCACGCUGGCAGCUCCUCCACGUGGACCCGCUCGUGUCCGUCGGGUAGGUCGUGUCCACGUGUCGUGCGCAGCGCAGGGAUCGGAGUGAAAUCGACGAGGUUUAGGGUACGGUGUAGCGCGUCCGAGUCAGCAAAGCCGUCACAUGUGGAUAGGGCGAGAGAUUCAGGCGAGGGGGGUUUUGAGCAAGAAAACAGAAUUUGUAACCAGAAUGCGGAAGCUUCGUCGGAAGCAUUCCCUCUGUCUGGCGUGUUAUUAGCUGCCACGUGUAUGGCGAUGGUUGGUGUGCAGCUGGCGGCGUCGCUCCCAGCUCACGCCGCUUCUGCGGUGCUGAAAGCUUCGUCAAAGACGGCCGCUGCACCAGCAGCAGCACCAGCAGCAGCAGCGCCGCCACCAGCAGCAGCAGCGCCGCCACCAGCAGCAGCAGCUGCGCCGGAAGCUGUAUCCGCCACCGAAGCGGCAGCAGCAACGACAGCUGCUGCAGCAGUGGCAGAAGGAGCGGCAGGCGGGGGAGCAGCAGCGGCGGAAGGCGCAGCCGGCGCAGGCGCAGCAGCGGGCGCAGGCGGAGCAGCGGCGGGGGGAAAGCGCAAGGAGAAGGGGAAGAAGGGCGGGAGGGAGCGCAAGGGGGGGAAGGAGGUGGCGACGAUGGAGGUGGAGGAGCGCGAGGCGUGGGCGCGCGGGCUGCCCGUGGUGGCGGAGCGCGUGCCGUACACGCAGCUGGUGGCGCUGAAGCGGGCGAACGAGCUCAAACACAUCAUCAAACACCCGCAGUCGUCGCUCAAGUCUGAGCCCGAGCGCGUGUUCUUGGUGCUCAAGGACGACCGAGUCGUGCGCUGCAUGCUGCCGCCUCUGGACCGCGACCCCUCCUUCUGGGCGGCAUGGAAGGAUCUCAGUCUGGAUGCACUCACCAUCAACGCCUUCUCCCCGCCGCCUGCGCCGCCCGUCAUGCAACCCUGGGGGCUCUGGGGCCCUUCCUUGAAGUUUCUGCAGGACUGGGGUAAGGGGAAGGGGAAGAUAUUGACUGCUAAGCAGAAAGCGGAUCUUGCUUUGAAAGAGAGAGUGAGGAAGUUAGCUGAGGAGAGGAGGGAGACGGAGAGGAGGAGGGUGGAGAAGGAGAGAGAGAUGAAGAGGCAGAGGGAGGAGAGGAUUCGGAUGGAGAGGGAGGAGAGGAGGAGGGCGGAGAGGGAGGAGAAGGAGCAGCAGAGGCAGGAGGAGCAGGAGCAGCGGCAGGGGGGAGCGCGGGCGAAGAAGCGGGGAGCGGAGGAGAAAAACGUGGAGGCGAGGAGGAAGAAGCUGGUCGCUCAGGUGGCAAACCAGGAGCGGUGGGGGUCGUUCUACAAACAGGCGGCCAAUAACGAGGGAGUGAGGUUCCUGAUCGGGGCGGCGUUCUUCGUCUUCUUCUACUUUGGCAUCAUAGUGAACGUGAAGAAGAAGCGGAAGGAUUACGAGGAUCGGAUCAAGUUGGAGCGGGCGGCGGAGGAGGAGAGGAGGAAGAUGGAGGGGUGGGAGGAGGAUAUGGAUGAGAUGGAGGCGAGGGAGGAGGAGGAGGAGGAGCGCGAGAGGGAGAAGCAGAAGGGCGGAGGGAAAAAGGCUGGCGUGGUGGUUGCGGGAGGGAAGGACGGAAAGGGGGGGGAUGGGAAGGGGGAGGGGGAGAAGGGCGAGGAGGAGGGCAAGGGCGCGGUGGAGGAGGAGAAGAACCAAGCCAUCUUGGCUGGCAUGCGCUUCAUGCGAUCCGGGGCGAAAGUGCGACGGGCUCGCAGGGGGAAGCGCACGCGGCGCCCCACGUAUCUGGACCUGAGCGCAGAAGUGAAAUUCUCCGAUGUAGCCGGGCUGGGCGAGAUCCGCCGCGAGCUUGAGGAAGUUGUCGAGUUCUUCCAGAGCGCCGAGAAGUACCGCCGCCGCGGCUCCAAGAUCCCCUCGGGCAUCCUGCUCUGCGGCGAGCCGGGCAGCGGGAAGACUCUGCUGGCCAAGGCGGUGGCGGGGGAGGCGGGCGUGAGCUUCUUCUCGGUGUCGGCGUCGCAGUUUGUGGAGAUCUUCGUGGGCGUGGGGGCCAGUCGAGUAAGGGCGCUGUAUAACGAGGCGAGGGAGAACGCGCCGUCGGUGGUAUUUAUCGACGAGCUGGAUGCAGUGGGCAGGCAGAGAGGGCUCACGGAGGGGUCAGGCGGGCAGGAGAGGGACGCUACUCUGAACCAGCUGCUGACGUGUCUGGAUGGCUUCGAGGGCAGGGGUGACGUCAUCACCAUUGCAGCCACCAACCGGCCGGACAUUUUGGACGCUGCCCUGGUGCGGCCGGGCAGGUUCGACCGAAAGAUCUACAUCCCCAAGCCGAGCCUCAAGGGGCGCGCCCAGAUCCUCGAGGUGCACAGCCGCAACAAGGUGCUGGACGAUGACGUGGACUUUGAGGCCGUGGCGCAGGUGACAGAUGGCAUGUCGGGCGCUGAGCUGGCAAACGUUGUUGACGUGGCGGCGCUCAGAGUGCUGCGAGAGAACCGAUCCGAGAUCACCACGGACGACAUGCUCCAAGCAGCCAUGCUGGAGGAGGGCGGGUACCCAUCGCCCCACGAGGGCAGUCCAAUCAGGCAGCGCCAGCUGGCACUCAACGAGGCGGCGCUGGCCGUGGUGGCAUUCAACUUCCGCGACUUCCAGAACAUUCAGCAGAUCACAGUGGUGCCUCGCAUGACAGAAGAGAAGGGUUCAGUGCGGUACAAGCUGGUGGACACACAGAAGAUGAAGGCCAACUUCAUCUCCGCCUCGUGCCUGCGAGACUUCAUCACCGUGCAGCUGGCGCCUAUGGUGGCUGAUGAGAUGUGGAACGGCGCUGAGGAGACAUGCACCAUCUGGGCGGACCACGCUGACGUGGCGCGCCGCACGGCGCGCCAGGUGGCGCUCAACGGUUUGUCGCUGGCGAGUGAGGAGGGCGCGCUGUACGGGUUUGGCGUGGCGGCCGUGGAUGCAGCGUGGAGGCGGGAGGCAGUUGAUGCGGACGCGAGCAGGAUACUGGAGGAAUGCCGGAAUAGGGCUGUGGAGAUCCUGUGCAGGAAUCGUUCCCUGGUGGACGCACUAGUGGACAAACUCCUGGAGGUGAAGUCGAUGGGCGGCAAGGAGUUUGCCAGCCUUGCGCGGCAGUACGGGUCGUUUGACACGCCGCCGCCCUCCCCUGUGGAGAUCAGGGACCGCCAGCUGGCGCGAUUCCGGGAGGCGAUGAUGGCGGGGGAGAGGGAGCGGGCGGAGCAGGUGCUGCUGGCCGAUCCUGUUGCUGUGGAGUGAUGUGGAGGGGGCGCGAGAGGAACGGACAGGAUGGAGGGGCGCGAGAGGAACGGACAGGAUGGAGGGGCGCAAGAGGAACGGACAGGAUGGAGGGGCAAACUGCCAGGUGGGCACGGUUCGGUUCCGAGAGGCCAUGAUGGUGGGCGAGUUGGAGCGGAUGGCGCAGGUGCUGCUGGCUGACCCCGAGGAGUGAGUGUGGUGGUGCGGGAGGGUGAGAGGAAUGGGGGCCAUGGGUGGAGUGGCAGGCACGCAGCCAGCUGGCACUGUGCGGCUCCGGGAGGCCAUGAUGGCUGGGGAGGAACAGCGAGGGAUCUGAUCUGGCGGCGCGGGUGUUGUUGGCCGGCCCUGCCGCUGUGAAAGGGAGGUGGUUGCGAUUGUGGUGAGGGUUUUUUUCUCCUCGCGAUUCGACUUGCCAUUAGACAGAGCGCCGUGUGGAGUGGAGCAAGUGAGGGGGCAGGUCCCAUCCGAACCUACCAGAUGCUGUCGCUGUGGUGUGACCUGGUUAUACGGCAACUCCAGUGCUGUUGGCGGCACGGUUUCUUUGUUCGUCUGGAAUGCUAGAUGGCGUGAAUGUCAUGUCGUCUGGAGCAGAGAGGACUGAAGGCGGGAGUCUGAAGGUGGGAGUCUCAAUUUGUCGUCUCUUUUCUUGUUCCUUUUGAUUGGGUCUGGCAGUAGGAGGCGCAUGGUUUCCGAGGCUUGUGCAUUGAGAGCUGGGUAAAGGUGCAAGGCGUGGUGGAAAGGAUACGUGUUUACGAAAUCAAGGGUUGGGUUGGGUCGAGGCACACCUGCUCUGCUGGUGCAUUUGCUCUGCUCUUUUAAGCCCGAGGCCUGCUGCUGGUGUGGUAUGCAAUCAAAUCAUGCAAGGUAGCAGGGGCUGUUGGUGUGAGCCUAUUUUUGAGGCUCCUCGAAAAUAGGCUCUCGGAAGUGCUGCUGCCAGUGGCUUGCUGCUGGUAUGGUAUAGCUUUAUAUCAGAACCAUGUAGGGCAGCUAGCAGGGGCUGUUGGUGUACGAGUGCUACAAGGAAGACAUCUUCGUGCAAU
Molecule: messenger RNA, 4898 nt
Organism: Closterium sp. NIES-67
Lineage: Eukaryota; Viridiplantae; Streptophyta; Zygnematophyceae; Desmidiales; Closteriaceae
Source: the annotation of a GenBank genome assembly